This is a messenger RNA of Polyodon spathula (Mississippi paddlefish), 5510 nucleotides long. Its product is annotated as nucleolar complex protein 3 homolog. The record is from RefSeq and is a predicted model, not a curated record. Lineage: Eukaryota; Metazoa; Chordata; Actinopteri; Acipenseriformes; Polyodontidae. The transcript is spliced from 21 exons. Gene Ontology annotation, cellular component: nucleolus. Gene Ontology annotation, molecular function: chromatin binding. The coding region runs from base 289 to 2685 and encodes 798 amino acids. Gene Ontology annotation, biological process: DNA replication initiation.
GACUACACGAUUAACUUCCGAUUGCUGGAAAGCCGCAUGUGUUUUAAUUUUUGGAGAGUAACUCGUUUAUAAAGACUACUGUUUAUAUGUAAAUAGUAGGUUUGGCGUUUUUGUUACUAGAAGUAGAAACUCAGAUUACACGUUAGUGUUACUUUGGGUUGCUGUACAUUAUUAUACGUUUGCAUAUAACCACGCUCGAUAUGACACUUUUUUACUAAAAUUUUGUUGGAAGCGAAAUCUGUUUUUCUGGUGAGCAAAAACAUCCCCUGGAAGAAAGUUUAAUAAAAAAUGGCACCGAGAAAAAGCAAGAAGACAGCACCAAGCUUUCGUAAAUUGCUGAAAACCAGCAAUAUCAAGAUUGAAAACAAACUAAAGAACAGGCAGUUAAAGCAGCAAAGCACCGCAAAGAAACACCGGAAGGAGCAGAAGAAGCUCAGGCAAGCUCUCAAUAAUGCUGCAACCCAAACUCCUCUUCCACUGGAGCGGUACAAGAAAAGGCCAGAGGAUGAGGAGGACGAGGAGGAGUUUGAGGAAUCUCUCCCUGUGGAUAUGAUGGAAGAGGAUGAUCUGGAGCAGAUGAAGGCCAUGGCCCAAAAGGCCUCAUUCCUAACGAGAGACCUUUCUUCCAGUGAGCCAGUUCAUGCCAGGAAGCGCAAACGGGAGAAUGUGAUGGAGAAGUAUGAGAAGUUGCCUAGACUGAUGCAGAAGGAGCAGGAAAAAGAGCUUAUUCACCUGCUGCCCAUCAAAGACAAGACUGGCAUUAUUCCCCAGACUAUGGAGAGACCAGCAGUAAAGAAAGCAGAGAAGGAACAUCAGGAUGAAGAUGGUGGUGAUGGUGCUGAAGAAGUUAAUGCUCCGACGCCUCUUCCAUUACUAACCACACAAGAUCUGGUGGUCCUACGGAGGAAGAGACUAGAGGAGAGAAAAGUUUGCAUUGCUGCUCUGGGAUCAUCCAUUUUGUCAGAUCCAUCAGCCAAUAUUAAGAAGUUGAAGGAGCUUCGCUCAAUGCUGGUAGAGUUGGAUCCCUAUGUGGCCGUCACAGUUCGAAAGCUAGUGAUGGUCUCACUGAUGGAGAUCUUUAAGGACAUAGUUCCUUCUUACAGGAUUCGGCCCUUGACUGAAGCAGAAAAGUCUACGAAGGUUAAAAAAGAAACCCAGCAACUAAGAGAGUUUGAAGAAGGUUUAGUAAGUCAGUACAAGUUUUACCUUGAGAACUUGGAGCAAACUGUUAAAGACUGGAAACAGAUGAAGAAAAAGAAAAGCGAAGUUGUUUCAUUAAAGUCGUACAAAGGUCUGGCUGAAGUAGCCGUGAAGUGCCUUUGUGAGCUCCUGGUGGCUUUGCCUCACUUCAACUUCCACAACAAUAUCAUAGUGAUGAUUGUACCCCUUAUGAAUCACGACUGUAAAAAGAUUUCAGAAAUGAGCUGUGAAGCAGUGAGGAAGCUUUUUAAACAAGACAAAGUUGGUCAGGCUUCUCUCGGAAUGGUUAAAGUGAUCUCUGGUCUUGUCAAAAGUAGAAACUAUGAAGUCAAACCAGAGGUUCUGAAGGCUCUGCUUUGCUUGAGAGUAAAAGAAGUGGAAGUUAAGAAAGAUGCAGAUGAUAUUGCCCCCAAAAAGAGAUUCAUGAACUGCAAAGAAAAGAGAAAACAUCUCUCACGAAUGCAAAGAAAGUGGAAGAAAGCUGAAGAGAAGUUAGAAAAAGAACUUCUAGAAGCUGAAGCAACAGAAAGCAAAGAGAAAAAGCUUAAACUGCAUACAGAGACCCUGAACAUUGUGUUUUUAACAUACUUCAGGAUACUGAAGAAAGCUCAGAAGUCAAUUCUGCUCUCUUGUGUUUUGGAAGGUCUUGCAAAGUUUGCCCACCUUAUUAAUGUGGAGUUCUUUGAUGAUUUGCUGAUUGUGCUGCACAAACUCAUUGAAUCUGGGGAUUUGAGCUACAGGGAAAGCCUUCAUUGUAUUCAGACCGCCUUUCAUGUUCUCUCUGGUCAAGGUGAUGUAUUGAACAUUGACCCAUUGAAAUUCUACACGCACCUCUACAAAACUCUUCUCAGACUACAUGCAGGUACUGCGAAUGAUGAUAUGAUCAUUGUCCUGCAGUGUCUGGACGUGAUGUUGACUAAGCGCAGGAAGCAGGUUUCAGUGCAGCGAGCGCUUGCUUUCAUUAAACGCCUCGCCACGCUCUCUCUACAAGUGCUACCAAAUUCAACAAUCGGCAUCUUGGCAACAAACAGGGUGCUAAUGCACACAUUCCCCAAGUCUGAUAUCUUGUUGGAUAAUGAGUCGCAGGGUAGUGGGAUAUAUCUGCCUGAGCUUGAUGAACCAGAGUAUUGUAACCCUCAGAAUACAUCUCUGUGGGAGCUGCAUACACUUCAGAGACACUAUCACCCUAUUGUGCGGAAGUUUGCAGCUCAUCUCGUUGUGGGGGCACCAAGCGAGGGCUCAGGAGCACUUAACGUGGAUCUCAGUAGAAAAUCAGCUACUGACCUUUUUGAGGAUUAUAGUACAAAAGGAAUGACAUUCAAUCCUCCAGUUGCAACACCGUCAUCAAAGAAAAAGGAGAAGUUUACAAUUGGAGAUGCAUUGCUGGACAGUGAUUUGAAGAAACAAAUUGACAGCCGUCUUGAAGCCACCUCUAUUCCAUCAGAUUUGGAUUUUACAGCGCAUUUCAGGAAGGCAUUUAUGUAGAGAACAGUGGCCAGCUUUGGACAGUUGUAUUUAACACAGGACUGCAAGAGAGACCCACAAAUUAUUAUUGUGGUUUGCUUUAUGAAAAGCCAACAAGGUUAAGGAACAGACGGAUGGGAAUGUGUUAAUGAAAGAAGAUAGUGGAUAUUGAACAGCAGCUAAACUUAAACUCUCAAGCCACAGUAUGAUUGUGGUGGGAAAAGUAAUAAAAACUGUUUUGUUCAAAUAAAUUCCAGUAAAGUGGUCCAAAUCAAGUCAACAUUUGUAAUUCUAAUUCAGUGUAACGGUAUUAAUUUGAGAUGUUGGAAUGCCAUUUAAUGGAGUCAUUUUCAAACAAUAAGUCAAUUCAUUUUAACUUGGACCCCAAUGGAGAACCUGCCUUCGAUGUCUUAUUACACAUCCCACUUUUAUGUUUGGGGGCUUCUAUGUUAAGACUGCAUAGCAUAGAUGGGACUGGAACAAAAAGUGUCAAGAUAAAAAUAGUUUAAAUGAAAGCGUUUGAAAAACUAAAAAAUGUGUGAAUGUUGUAUCUUGAGUAAUGAAUGCAGACAGGUCAUUACACUGUAUUUGAACAACAAAAAAAAGUUGUAUAAUGACAAUUCUUGUCUACCACUUUAGCACACUAAACUACUUCUCUUUUAGUUGCUAGUGCAUUUCAGACAGCUGCAGUGAUUUUAGAACCUUAUUUUGUUGGCAGUCAUAAUUAAUGUUUAAUCUCAACAGGACUUUCUCUUUUAGUUGGCUGUUCAGGGGGUUUUGAUCUUUUCCAAAAUGUUUUUUUUUUUUUUUUUUUAAUAUUAUCACUUUUUGGAAGAAGUAAAUUUUCCUGAGUUUGUUUUCACAGAAUUGGUUCAUUUCCUAUAAAGUAAUUGAUAAAGUAACCUUUUCCCAUGGAAGUGAGAUGGUGCAGUGGGCUAUUCCAGUAGUAUGUUCAAAUCCAUCUGAUUCUUUCCUUUAUUUUCAAAGAAUGUGUCUUAAUGUACCUUAUAUUCAGUUUGAAACACAGCUUUCCUGUGACCGCUGGUGGUGCAGCGGGCUAAUCGUGCCAGGGAGGUGGGUGGAAGUUGAGGGUGUUGCUGCCUGAGUGAGGGAAGAGUGGAAGUUGAUGGUGUUGCUCCUGAGGAAGGUAAACUGCACUUUUCUUUUUCUUAAAGAUUCUUAUUGUCUGCAUUCAGUAAUUCUUUAGACUUCAAUUUAUGUGCAUUCAAGAAUAGAAUGAAGUCUGAAGAAUUAUUGAAUGCAAACAAGAAUCUUUAAAAAAAGAUCUGCUUGCAGAAAAGUGCAGUUUACCUUCCUUGGGAGCAACACCAUCAACUUCCACUCCUCCCUCACUUCCAGACCCCCCACCUCCUUUCUAUCCUCCCCUACUUCCUCUUCCCUCAGGGCAGAUCUUCUCUCCAUUUAGUUACAACCAACACCAUUACAUACCUCAGGAGUUCACCUCCAAGAGCUGGAUUUUGAACUGCUGUCUUCAGGGAGGAAAGGGAACAUUUUGUGCUGUGGACCGGGGGCUUGUUAUUCUCAACUGUGUUUACUUUGAGACUUGAACGGGAUUCAAAGCCAAACAUUAAAGUAUAUAAGGUAAAUUAAACUUUUUUUUUUUUAAAUGAGGUAUUAACACAUGUGCCUCACAUGGGACUUGAGAUGACUACACUGCGAAUCAGUCCAAGUAAGCUUAUUUAUCAAUUUAUUUUUUUAUUGCUUAAGCAGAGAACACUAGUGCUGUGUCUGUUCUGGUUGUCUCAACAUUUUUUUUGGCGUCAUGGCAGCCAGAGUUGAGCUGGGUCCUUUUUUGUACGAACAUAUUUUUCCAUCCAGUGUCCUCCAAUACACUGAUAUUUUUAUAAGGGAGCCCCUGCCUGUGAGUGACACCUUCAUAGACUGGCUGGUAAUGAAUACAGUGGGAGAUAAAAGUCAUAAAGCAUCAAGAAAAAGAAGUACAAGUUAGACAAAAAUUAAGACAACAAAUUAGACAGUAAAUUUAGAAUUAAUAAAGAAACUUAAGUAACUUACAGUAAAUACACAGUAAGUUAAAAAAUAAAUGAAGUUAGACAGUAAGAAAGAAAUUAAGACAUGAAGUUGGUGAGACACACAUGAAUGCCUCUUUUCCACUACAACCGAGCCACGCUGGGGCCGUACAGUGCGCUUAAGGGGAGCCUGGGUUAUUUUUCCACUAUAGAGCCGAGUGGUGCUACUGAUAUCACAUGAAAGACAGUUGUUAUUGUUAUUAAUUAACUGAAUUUGCCAAAAGAUGCACAAACAAAUGAUGUUCAAAAAUUAAUAGACCAACGAUAUAACUAUCUUGUAUCGCUAUAUUUUUAAAAUAGAUUUAGGGAUUUCUUUAUAAUCUACAAAUUUUACUGAUUAUAUCGACAUACUAAAACUCAAUUAGUUAUGUUGAAGGGGGGAAAAAGGUUUUAAACAUAUGUACAGUAUUUUGUUUGACUUUUUGUAAAUAAGUUUAGAAUUGUUUUAUUUUCCAAUUUUUCUUGUAUUUUUUUCUAACAUGCACUGACUAAUGCAGUGUAAUGUUGAAAAUCCUUCACCCAGCCCCUGGCUCUGCUCACAGCCUUAUUCAGAUGUCUUGUAAUGCCAGAGUUUCAUGGUUUGGUUCUCUCUCGCCUCGACAAAUAGCCAGGGGACAACCACCUGUAUCCAUGCUGUACCGAGCCCUCACAGGUCUGGUGUGCCAGUGGAGGUGGUGUAUAAGACAGUAAGAAUGAAGACCUUAGAGCAGUGGUUCCCAAACCAGUCCUGUGGACCCAGUGUCUAGACCCUUAAUUGAAUUGAUGAUUUGCUGAAUUAGACCUUUUAAAUUGUUUUCG